Molecule: messenger RNA, 1905 nt
Organism: Ogataea philodendri
Lineage: Eukaryota; Fungi; Ascomycota; Pichiomycetes; Pichiales; Pichiaceae
Exons: 1
Coding region: 1-1905 (634 amino acids)
Biological process (GO): tetrahydrofolate interconversion
Cellular component (GO): cytosol
Molecular function (GO): methylenetetrahydrofolate reductase [NAD(P)H] activity; FAD binding
Source: RefSeq, a predicted model, not a curated record
AUGUCCAUCAAGAUUACUGAUAAAGUGGCCGAGCUCGGUCCUCAGGACCCGUUUUUCUCGUUCGAGUUCUUCCCGCCCAAGACGGAGAACGGGCUGCGUAACCUGUACGCGCGGUUGUCGAGAAUGUCUUUGCUGGGCCCGCUGUUUGUCACUGUCACAUGGGGAGCCGGAGGUUCCACUGCCCACAAGACCUUGGACCUGGCGGCUACUUGCCAGGCGGAACUGGGACUCACCACGUGUCUGCAUUUGACGUGCACCAACACGUCCAAGGAGGUGAUUGACGACGCUCUGACUAAGGCCAAGAAAGCAGGCAUCAGAAACAUUCUGGCAUUGCGCGGAGACCCGCCUCGCGAGGGCGUCGAUCCCGAGCACCACGGCCAUUUCCAGUACGCCGUGGACCUUGUGUCGUACAUCAAGGCCGAGUACGACGACUACUUCUGCAUAGGUGUGGCGGGGUAUCCCGAGGGACACGUCGAGGGAGCAGACAACAGCGACCAGGACAUGAACAGCGAUCUGCCGUAUCUGGCGGCUAAGCUGAACGCGGGCGCCGACUUCCUCAUCACGCAAUUGUUUUACGACACCGACAAGUUUGUGCAUUUUGAGCAAACGGUGAGGUCACAUGACCAGAUCAAAAAUAAAGAUAUCUUGAUCAUUCCAGGGCUGAUGCCGAUCAACGGGUACAACAUUUUCCAAAGAGCUUCCAAGCUGAGUCAUGCGUCGAUCCCAGAUUCUGUUCUGGGCCGGUUCUCGGAGGAUAUCCAGAACGACGACGACAAAGUCAAGGCGAUCGGCGUGGACAUUUUGUCGGAGAUGGUUUCCAGAAUCCACGACAAAACCGGCGGCAGAAUCAGAGGGUUCCAUUUCUACACGUUGAACCUCGAGAAGUCGAUUGCGCAGAUCAUCAACAAGAACAAGCUGCUUUCGGAGGUGCUUCGUAAGAAGGAGGAGGAGGAGUUGAAGGAGAACAGCUCCAGUUCCGACGACGACAUUGAUGAGACCACCACGACAGCUAAACGCGCGGCGUACGCCAACCGGUUCCGUCACGUGAACAACCAGGUGAUUGUGGACACGCCGAUGGUGCGGUCCGAGAAGAGAAACUCGAUGUCGCAGGUGAAGACGAUGAUCUCGAUCUCGUCUGGCCAGGGAACGCUGGGCAAGGACGCCACGUGGGACGACUUCCCGAACGGACGGUUUGGUGACUCGCGGUCUCCUGCGUACGGAGAGAUCGACGGGUAUGGUCCGUCGCUGAAGAUCACGUCUGCCAAGGCGUACGAGCUAUGGGGGUACCCCAAGACGCUGAAGGACAUCUCCAAGGUGUUCAUCAACUACCUGAGCGGGAAAGUGGACGCGUUGCCGUGGUCAGAGCUGGGAUUGAACCCGGAAACCGCCCUGAUCCAGGAGGAGCUGAUUCGGCUGAACGAGAUCCUGUGUUUCACGGUUUCGUCGCAGCCAGCAACCAAUUGCAGCAAAUCCAGCGACAAGAUCUUUGGUUGGGGUCCUAAGAACGGAUAUGUCUACCAAAAAGCGUUUGUGGAGAUGUUUGUUUCCAAAAAACACUGGGAACAGCUUCUGCCGCGGUUGCAGGCGAACGAUUACGUCAGUUACUAUGCCAUCGAUAGUAAGGGCAACUUCUCCUCGAAUCUGUCGAACCAAAAGAGUAAUUGUGUUACGUGGGGAGUGUUCCCCAACAGAGAGAUCGUGCAGACCACGAUUAUUGAAGAGGAGUCUUUCCGGGCCUGGAGCGAGGAGGCGUUCAGCAUCUGGCGAGAGUGGCAGCUACUGUAUCCACGCGGGACGCCGUCGCACAGCCUGAUCGGCAGCAUUCUGGACGAUUACGUGAACGUGAGCGUGAUCCACCACGAGUACCCGAACGAGCAAGCUCUGUGGGAACUGCUGCUGGAAUGA